AUGGAGCCAACUUUCACAGAAAAGGAAUUCCAUGCUAAGCACUUUGUUCCAAAAGAUUUUUUGGAAUCGUAUUACACCCUGAGCUCUGGAAAUAAUGCAGAGAGUGACUUUUUAAUAUUCUUCCUGAAAAAUCUCCACAAGAUAUUCAGUUCAGGUGACAUCAAGGAAGACACCCUGGUUGACAUUGGCAGUGGCCCAUCCAUCUACCACUUCCUCUUCGCCUGCGAGUCCUUCCGGGAGAUCAUAGCCACCGACUGCACGGACCAGAACCGGGAGGAGAUGCAGCGAUGGCUGAGGAAGGAGCUGGGGGCUUUUGACUGGACCCCCAUCAUGAAAUAUGUCUGUGAGCUGGAGGGAGAUGGGGAAAAAUGGCCAGAGAAGGAAGAGAAAGUCCGAAGAGCCAUCAAACAAGUCUUAAAAUGCGACGUGACCAAACUGAAGCCUUUGGCUCCGGUGGUUCUUCCUCCUGCAGAUUGUUUGAUGUCUUCUCUGUGCUUGGAAACGGCUUGCAAAGACUUUCCCAGCUACCAAUCUACCCUGAAGCACAUCAGCUCCCUGGUAAAACCAGGAGGGCAUUUCAUCUUAUCCAUUGUCCUUGAGGAAAACUUCUACAUCGUUGGGUGCCAUACGUUCUCCAACCUCUACUUAGAGAGACAGGUGGUGGAAGAGGCCGUGAGAGAGGCUGGCUUUGUUAUUAUUUGGGUUGAAGAGAUCAGGUUCAAAUUACACUCCUCAGUAACUGAUUCUAAGGGAGCAUGUAUACUCCUUGCUCAGAAGAGCAGUAUCUGA
Messenger RNA from Notechis scutatus (mainland tiger snake), 789 nucleotides. NCBI's taxonomy places the organism in Eukaryota, Metazoa, Chordata, Lepidosauria, Squamata, Elapidae. The record is from RefSeq and is a predicted model, not a curated record.